Drosophila ananassae is the source of this 2733-nucleotide messenger RNA. RefSeq names its product major facilitator superfamily domain-containing protein 1. The transcript has 7 exons. NCBI's taxonomy places the organism in Eukaryota, Metazoa, Arthropoda, Insecta, Diptera, Drosophilidae. The record is from RefSeq and is a predicted model, not a curated record. The coding region runs from base 425 to 1915 and encodes 496 amino acids. Gene Ontology annotation, cellular component: lysosome. Gene Ontology annotation, biological process: transmembrane transport. Gene Ontology annotation, molecular function: transmembrane transporter activity.
UGGUAUAUCGAUAACAGUACAUUUUUAUUUUUCAGCCCUGCAGUAAUUGUCAGUUACAAAUCGAACAUUCUUCUCCUGACCGGAGACGGAAAUAUACCAUAACCAUCAACCUCCCCCACCCUAUCGACCAUCCAUCGUCUCCAUCUGUGGGAAUAAUCAAUACCCACAUACAUACAGCAGCUCCAGCAACAGCAACAACAACAACAACAACUGCGAUAUGGUGUGGUCUAGUGAUAAGCAACAACAGUAGGGCCACAGCCCAGCACCCUAUCCGUCGACCAUCGCCCAUAGUCCACCACCCACCACCCACCGCCCUCAGCAACCGGGAGGAUAAGCAUUCCAGGGAACGAGUAACAAAAAGCAAUUACCAUCGCACAAACUCAAAUUUCCUGUCAUUCCUGUCACCUUGUCACCGGGACGAGCCAUGUCACGCGAGGAACGCAAACCCAUUGUCGAUACCUCCAACAGCAGUAGCUGCAGCAGCGGCGACGAGGAGGUCCAUCCCGUGGUGCGACGUCGCAGUGCCAAGGACACGGAAUUAGCGUGUCCACCCAAGGAUCCAGGAUGCUGCGACCCCUCGAGCACUCCGCAUCGCUUUCUGGCGCUGUUGUUUAUGUGCCUCCUGGGAUUCGGUUCCUAUUUCUGCUACGACAAUCCUGGCGCUCUGCAGGAUGUAUUUCAGAAGGAGCUGGACCUGAACUCCACCGAGUUCACCCUCAUCUACUCCAUCUACUCAUGGCCAAACAUUGUGCUGUGCUUUGUGGGAGGCUUCCUGAUCGAUCGGGUCUUCGGCAUCCGCCUGGGCACCAUCAUCUACAUGCUGAUCGUGUUGGUGGGCCAGCUCAUCUUCGCCACCGGCGGAGUGCUGGGCCACUUCUGGCUGAUGAUCGUGGGACGAUUUGUGUUCGGCAUUGGGGCUGAGUCGCUGGCUGUGGCCCAAAACAGCUAUGCGGUGCUGUGGUUCAAGGGCAAGGAGCUGAACAUGGUCUUCGGACUCCAGUUGUCGGUGGCGCGCUUCGGCAGUACCGUCAACUUCUGGAUAAUGCAACCUCUCUACGGCUACGUCUCGAAAUCGUACUCUGGCUAUACCGGACUGGGAGUAGCUCUGUUCCUGGCCUCCUCCACUUGUGUUAUGUCCUUGCUGUGCACUCUGAUCCUAGGAUGGAUGGACAAACGAGCGGAACGAAUUCUGAAGCGAAACAACAAUCCUGGCGGGGAGAUCGCCAAGCUGAGUGACAUAGUAACUUUUAAACUGGACUUCUGGAUGGUGUCGGUGGUGUGCGUUGCCUAUUACGUGGCCAUAUUUCCAUUUGUGGCGCUGGGGCAGUCCUUCUUCGUCAACCACUUCCACAUGACCCCGGACGAGGCCAACACCGUCAACUCUAUAGUCUACCUGAUCUCGGCAAUAGCAUCCCCCUUGUUUGGCUUUGUGAUCGACAAGGUGGGCAGGAAUGUGACCUGGGUGUUCUGCGCCACCAUAUCCACGCUGCUGGCCCACUUCCUGCUGACCUUCACUCACCUGGACCCCUACAUCGGCAUGAGCAUCAUGGGCCUAUCCUACUCGAUGCUGGCAGCCAGUCUGUGGCCUCUGGUAUCCCUUAUUGUGCCCGAAUACCAACUGGGCACGGCCUAUGGCUUUUGCCAGUCUGUGCAGAAUCUGGGACUAGCAGUGGUCACCGUGGUGGCCGGAAUGAUAGUGGACAGCAGCGGAGGCAGUCAUUUCUGGCUGCAGAUCUUCUUCAUGUUCUUCCUGCUGAUUUCUUUGCUGGCAACGUGCGCCAUAUGGGCCUACAACCGGAAGCACCAGGGCAACCUGAACAUGUCCCCCGCCCAGCGAUCCACAUAUCACACCUCGAUCUCAAUGCAGAGCCCAUUCGUGGACCGUCGGCCUCUUUUGGGCAGCCAAGUACACUGAGAAAAUAACCAAUCUGAAACUAUUUACCAAUUGUGAUGUUAAGGCCAUCUCUUUGAACUUGACUUGUUAUUCAACUUGGAGCACAUACUUCUAGUCGCACAUUCGUCGUGGUCGUGGUUCAAUCGGUUAACUCCCUAGCCAAUAUUCUAAUAUACAUAUCAACUCUUUAAUUAAUGUUGUAUUUACGGUUUUGUUGUAUAUGUUGAAUAUAUUGUACUAUAACUAACUAAAUAAUAAAUAGUGUUUAGUGUUUUUGGGAUAAGGGAAAUAACAGAAAAUAAACAAAAAUCCAUUUUUGAUCUUGAUUCCAUUUUAUUAUUCCUUGCGAAUAUAUUUUUGAAGAAUAUAUGAUUUGUAUUUUUUUUUACAAAAUAAAUUAAAUAAAUUAACUAAAUCAUAAACAGAAAUUCAAAGAAUUUUGGUGUUGUUUUCGUUUGUUAUAUCCUCUCACAUUGAAUCGAAACAAAAUUUGAUAAAAAAUAGUAUGAUGCAUAGACUAGAGAAAACAAAAAUACAAUUGAAAAUCUUGAAAAUGAUAUUCAGAGCAAGUUUCAAAAAGAAAUCUAAAUAAUAAAAACACACAUGAAUUAAUACAUUUUCUUUUCAGUUUUGAGAAUUGUUUGGUCGUUUGGUUUUUGGGCGAAACAAAGUUUUUUUUUAAGAAACAUGAGAAACUAAUUUCAAAUAAAAAAUGUUUCAAUCUCUAUUGAGUCACUAAAAAUGCAUUUCAUUUAAUUCAGGCCAUUUCAGACUUGGCCGCUUCGCAACAAUUGCUUCGAGCCUGUCCAGAUAGCUGCAUUUUCUUUCCUUUUUUUUUU